Molecule: messenger RNA, 2106 nt
Organism: Saccharomyces eubayanus
Lineage: Eukaryota; Fungi; Ascomycota; Saccharomycetes; Saccharomycetales; Saccharomycetaceae
Gene: RIM4
Product: Rim4p
Exons: 1
Coding region: 1-2106 (701 amino acids)
Biological process (GO): mRNA splicing, via spliceosome
Cellular component (GO): nuclear speck
Molecular function (GO): RNA binding
Source: RefSeq, a predicted model, not a curated record
AUGAGAACAGAAAUCACUACUGCGGAUUCCCUUCGUGAUCCUCACUCCAGCGGUCUAAAGCCCGACUCUGAGCUGGUUAUCAGAGAGGACAUAGACCAGUUUCUGCCUUCGGAAGUGUCUUCGGUGGAGUCGGACCAUCGCCACGAUGGCGAGGAUUCAGACACUGACAGCGACAACUUCCUGCAAGAUCCUGAAGACGACGUGGACGAAGACGCCACCGGCAAGGAGAACGCCGCCGCCUCCGUUGAAUCAAGAGGCCGUCCCUCUUCUUGCAUUUUCGUGGCAAGUUUGGCAGCGGCUUUAUCCGACGACGAACUAUGCCUUUCGGUGACGGAAAACUUCAAAAGAUAUGGUGAUUUGGCUAGAGUUAAAGUUUUACGCGAUAACGCCAACAGGCCUUAUGCCUUUGUCCAAUACAACAACGACCAUGAUGCUAAACACGCUUUGAUCCGUGCUCAGGGCACUUUACUGAACGGCAGGCGGUUACGUUGCGAGCCUGCGAAAGUCAACAGGACUCUGUACUUGAAAAACCAGCAGAGUAUCGACUUUAACGAAAUCACCCAGAUCUGUGAAAAAUUUGGUAAUUUGGAACAGAUCGUUCCUGAUAGAACUGACAACCAGUACACAAGAAGAUACACGUAUCCUAUAUCUUYAGCAAGCUCUUGGUUCGUUCAAUUCGUCUAUAGAGACGACGCGAUUAGAGCUUAUGCGAACUUGAGGACCGAUCCAAACUGGAUAAUCGAAUGGGCUCAAAAUAUCAAUGUGCCCAAGAAUUACAAUCUUUUGUACAAGAACAAAUUCAAAAAUUCCAAGGAUCACCAGGCAAACGAUAUCAAAGUUAACAAAAAUGAGGACUCGAGGAGGAGCAGUGCCAUUAUAGAGGAAGACGAACGCGAGCUCGAACACGAAGAAGGAUACGAACAUGAAAGUGGGAGUGAUUUGGACGAAAAAAUAGCAUGCGACAGCGUUGAUGACGGGGAGGAUAAAGAUUCUGAGAUUACCAUCGAUAAAAAGUCCAUAUUCGUAGGUCAGUUAGACAAAGAAACCACCAGAGAGGAAUUGGAUAGACGAUUUUCAACCCACGGUAGAAUCCAGGACAUCAACCUGAUCUUCAAACCAACAAACAUAUUUGCCUUUAUCAAGUACGAAACUGAAGAAGCUGCUGCUGCUGCGUUGGAAAGUGAGAACCAUGCGAUUUUUUUGAACAAAACGAUGCAUGUCCAGUACAAGGAAGUUGGUGGUCGUCACAAUAGAAAGUUUUUCAACAAAAACGGCAGUGGCAACUUCAACCAUCACCAGUUUUUCAGUAUGAGAUCCGGUAAAUCAUUCACUGGACCCGAACUGAACCUAGCACCUCCACCAAUCAAUAUGUACAGAAAGAUGAGCGGCGGAUCUCAACCAGAAAACGAGAACAUCAUGCCAUAUAUGCCAAUGGGCCCGAUGCCCAUGGGGCCACCUCCACCUAACGCCGCCAAUUUGAACGAUUUUGAAAUGUUCCCACCAAAUUACUCCACGUUCAUGAAGGGGAUGAUACCACUAAGACGUAAAUCUAUGCCCAAUGCCUGGUCUUCGCCCUCGUCUAAGAGUUUGAACUCUGAGAACGCAAGUGUUAAUGGCGGUGAUGAGACUUCUGAACUGCCCUCUGAAAUUCCUGAAUCAUCUGGAAGAUACAAUGCUGCUAAUUCCUUUACUACUUACAAUAACUCCUCAGCCGGCAGCUCUAACAACAAUAACACCAACAACAAGUUUCAAUACAAAAAACGUUAUGCAAGGAGAUCAAGUUAUGGAUAUAAUGAGGUACCACCAAAACCAUACUAUUUCCAGCCUUAUUACUAUCACCCAAUGCAAUACCACAUGGGCCCCAUGGGUCCAAUGCAUCCUUCCCAGGGUUCGGCCGGCAACAACCAUCCAUACAUGAUGGUUUACCCCAUGCCGCCUCCUCCUCCUUCUGGGCUAGAUGGAAAUAUGAUGCCUCCCCCAUUAAAUAUGGGUCAACCCCACAGUGCUAACAAUAGCAGUACCAAUAUACAAGCAAAUGAAUUCGUGCCACAUGAUACAAACGACAUAAACGAAGACGGUAAGGCUACUUACAGCUUAGACUACUAA